UCUCCAGCAGGCGUCUCUCAGAUGUAGUUCUCCAGUGUGGCCGGUGGUCCUGAUCGGAUCUGUGAGGGAGCGAGGCUCCUUUAUCGUGUGUCUGAUUUCCACCGCCUGCUUACCUGUGACGAAAGGGUCUCUGCCCAGAUCUGAGGAACAGGUUAAAGGUUAGCCUACGCAACCGAGAAAACCCUUAAACAAUCACCCACCAACCAAGGACCAAGCGGCGUGGUAACGAGCAGGAGCAGCAGCAGUGGGAGAGGCUGCAGUACUUGGAGAAUAUGGACUAUACUACUCUGGAGGAAAUAGACAGGUGGGCGGUCGACCCAGGGAGAGUACCGGAGCCCGCCUGGGAUUCGAUGGAGCAGUGCGCGGAAGGUUACAGGAGAAUGAGGUUGGCGAAGCAAGCACGGCGGCGCGGACAGAAGCCCGAGAGUCGGCCCCAAAAAUUUCUUGGGGGGGGGCAGAGGGGGAGUGUGGCAGAGUCAGGAGUCAGACCUGAGCCAACUCCCCCCGCUUAUCGUGAGGAGCCAAGGAGGAGCUCAGAACCAGAGCUGGUGUUGGAGGUGAGCGAAGCAGAGACUGUGAAGGAGUUAAUGGGGAGAUUGGAGGAGAGAGAUAUGAGGGAGUUGCUGUGUUGGUGCAUGAGACACGGAAUUUGCACCGACGGAGCGUGUCGAGGAUUUGAUGACACCUGGGUCAGCUCUCCAUACUCGUCCUGAGGUGCGUGCUAGUCGGCUGGUGAAGAUGGUGCCAGCCUCACGCACCAGGUCUCUUGUGCACCUCCCUAGCCUUGCAUGUCCUGUGCCAGCUCAGCGCUACAGUGCGCCUAGCAGUGCUAACCGUGGCGGGCGUGGUACUGGUCAGGCACCGUGCUAUGCGGUGGAAUGCACGGUGUCCCCAGUACGCGUGCUUAGCCCGGUACGCUACAUCUCAGCUCCUCACAUCUGCCGGGCUAGACUGAAGAUCCAGCCAGGGCGGUUGGUGCCAGCCCUGCUCUCAAGAUCUCCAGUACGCCUUCACAGUCCGGUCUAUCCGUCACCACCUCCACACACCAGCCCUCCGGUGCCAGCCCUGCUCUCAAGAUCUCCAGUACGCCUUCACGGUCCGGUCUAUCCGUCACCACCUCCACACACCAGCCCUCCGGUGGCAGCUCCCCGCACCAGGCUUCCUGUGCGUGUCCUCGGCCUAGUACCACCAGUGCCAGCACCACGCAUCAGGCCUACAGAGCCUUCCUCCUCUCCAGCGUUGCCGGAGUCUCCCGCCUGUCCGGCGCUGCUGCCGGAGUCUCCCGCCUGUCCGGCGCUGCUGCCGGAGUCUCCCGAGCCCCUCAGCCCAGAGGCGCCAGAGCCCCUCAGCCCAGAGGCGCCAGAGCUUCCGCCCCUCUGUCCCGAGCAGCUGCACCUCUGUCCCGAGCUGCCCCUCUGUCCAGUGGAGUCAUUGAGAGGGGUUGCCAUGGUUAGAGAGCCACGGAGGCGGACAAUGAGCUACUAA
This is a messenger RNA of Oncorhynchus nerka (sockeye salmon), 1485 nucleotides long. RefSeq lists its product as uncharacterized. The record is from RefSeq and is a predicted model, not a curated record. Lineage: Eukaryota; Metazoa; Chordata; Actinopteri; Salmoniformes; Salmonidae. The transcript is spliced from 3 exons. The coding region runs from base 679 to 1485 and encodes 268 amino acids.